CCCAACAAAAAAAUGGGUUUCCGAUGAUCUCGUCCAUCUAUCCUGUUUUUCCUCUCAUUUCUCUUCCUUCAAUCAGAGGGAGAAGUGGGCAGAGAGAAAGAGAGAGAGAGAGUAGUCAAUCUUUAAGCAAAAGUGGAGAAACUCGUUGUGUAUCUGUUUCUGAUCCGAAAGAUCCCUAGAUCUGACGCUUUCUCUGUUUCAUUAAAGAUACAAAGACGGUGCCGAACUUAUUGCGAGCGCAAUUGUACAAUUUUGAUUCGUGGGUCGAUUUUUUCUCCUCGAAAUCUUUGGCGUUACUGGGUCAUUGGCUAUGAUCUGGGUUUGAAACUCAACGCGUCAAUUACGGAGACGACUCUGAGCUCAAGAAUUUGUGAGGGGCUUUGAGAGAGGUUUAUACAGGCAAUUGAAGAUGCAGAGUCUGGCCAGGUGGUACUUGAAUGAAUCACACUAGGAGAGGUUGGCCUUUGCUGAAAUGAGGGAUGUUAUCAAAGUUAAUGAACUUCCUGAGGUCAUGUUGGAGACCCUAUUCGGCUCAUUCGGGUUCAGACACUGCAGGACGUCAAGACGGGCUUCUAUGGUACAAAGAUAUUGGUCAGCAUCUGGCUGGUGAUUUCUCCAUGGCUGUGAUUCAGGCUAAUAAUCUGCUGGAGGACCAGAGCCAGAUCGAGUCUGGUCCUUUGAGUCUCCUUGAUUCUGGUCCUUACGGUACCUUUGUCGGAGUAUACGAUGGCCAUGGAGGGCCUGAGACUUCCCGUUACAUCAAUGAUCAUCUUUUCCGCCAUCUAAAGAGGUUUGCAACAGAACAACAAUCCAUGACUGUAGAUGUGAUAAAGAAAGCAUAUCAAGCAACAGAAGAAGGGUUCUUAUCUGUAGUUACGAAGCUGUGGCCGGUGAAUCCACAGAUUGCAGCUGUUGGGUCUUGCUGUCUUGUCGGUGUUGUGUGCAAUGGAACCUUGUACGUUGCCAAUGUCGGAGAUUCCCGUGCUGUCCUCGGGAGGCUUAUGAAGGCUACCGGAGAGAUUAUUGCCAUCCAACUUUCGUCUGAGCAUAAUGUGGCCUUAGAAUCUGUGAGGCAGGAGAUGCAUUCUUUGCAUCCUGAUGACUCACAUAUUGUGGUUUUAAAGCAUAAUGUGUGGCGAGUGAAGGGAUUGAUACAGGUGUCAAGAUCUAUUGGAGAUGUGUAUCUAAAAAAGGCAGAGUUUAACAGGGAGCCACUCUAUGCAAAGUUUCGCCUCCGGGAGCCAUUUAAGAGACAGAUACUGAGCUCUGAGCCGUCUAUCUCUGUUCACGAAAUCCAGCCUCAGGAUCAGUUUGUUAUAUUUGCUUCAGAUGGCCUCUGGGAGCACCUUAGCAACCAAGAAGCUGUGGAUAUCGUUCAGAAUCAUCCUCGCAACGGAAUUGCUCGGAGGCUUGUGAAGACAGCGUUACACGAAGCGGCAAAGAAGAGGGAGAUGAGAUAUUCGGACCUGAAGAAGAUAGAGCGAGGAGUGCGUCGCCAUUUCCACGAUGACAUCACGGUGGCGGUUGUGUUCCUGGACUCGAAUCUUGUGAGCAGAGGCAGCUCGGUGAAAGGCCCUUCUCUGUCAUUGAGAGGAGGCGGUGUUCAUAUACCUUCAAGAACCUUAGCCCCGACAGAGACCAGCAGCACUACUGGCUAGAACGCCGGAUCCGAAAUCUGGCUUUUUAUAGGUACAGUUUGGUUUGUUGUACGAUGGAAAAUGUAUCCUUUUUCACGACAUAGCCAAAGUAGAUAGCUCUAGAUUCUUUCCUGUCUUUUUUUUUUUGUUAACUCAAGAAAGAUCCAUGGGUAUGUCCCCUCCUGAACCACUGGUAAGAUUGUUCGUUAAGUUACAGGCCAAGUAGCUUUCUUUCUUUCA
This is a messenger RNA of Tarenaya hassleriana, 1877 nucleotides long. RefSeq names its product probable protein phosphatase 2C 46. Bases 480 to 1658 code for a protein of 392 amino acids. Lineage: Eukaryota; Viridiplantae; Streptophyta; Magnoliopsida; Brassicales; Cleomaceae. The transcript has 6 exons. Gene Ontology annotation, biological process: protein dephosphorylation. Gene Ontology annotation, molecular function: cation binding; protein serine/threonine phosphatase activity. The record is from RefSeq and is a predicted model, not a curated record.